Colletotrichum karsti is the source of this 1077-nucleotide messenger RNA. RefSeq lists its product as uncharacterized. The transcript is spliced from 2 exons. Bases 1 to 1077 code for a protein of 358 amino acids. The record is from RefSeq and is a predicted model, not a curated record. NCBI's taxonomy places the organism in Eukaryota, Fungi, Ascomycota, Sordariomycetes, Glomerellales, Glomerellaceae.
AUGGUCAAAGCCGAAAUGUUCUACCAGUGCCCUGUCGCCGAGUGUCGGAGUGCCGUUAUGGCUAACUGCGGUCCGCUAUGCGUUACUCACAAACGCGAUGAGACCUUUGGGAAACUCCUCCUUAUCGAUCACACGAAGAUCGGCAUCCCGUGGGUCGGCCAAAGCAGGCGCGAGGGCAAGAGCUCAACCAAGGAAGACAACGAAGAUGCCGAAGACUUGGAUAUGCUCAAUCAGGCAAUCCCUUCCGCCAAAGAGAAUACUCCAGUGGCCCGGAAGGACACAUCUAAGCUGCCGAUGGCAUGUUCGAUCAAGGAGUGCAACAACCCGGUCGUGACCUCAACCCAGACGCGGUGCGUUGAUCAUCUUCCGAAGAAUCGGGGUAUUCAAUACGGUGUACCCCUGACUUCCCGCCAGGCCGCGAAGAUCGCGUACGUCAUUGUAACGGCGUUGCAGCAAUUCAACAUGUCUGGAACACAACCUAUGGACAGUGCCGCCCCCGACGGCAUGCCGAUCGACCAGAUCAGCCCGGCCGCCCCCGACAUGGCGCAGAAUGACCACAUCAUACCGGCCGCCCCCGAUAUCGCGGAGAACAACCAUGACAUCUCGGCAUUCCCAGACUCCAUGCAGAACGACCAAGCCGUGUUGGACAGACGACGCCGCUUGAUGGAUAUCAACACGGAGCUGUUCAUAGUGGCAGAUAAUGCACAAGACGCUGAGUCGGCCACUACCUGCUCCUUACUCCUGGAGAUCAUGGAUCGAGCGUCGAAACUCUCUGCAUGGGUGGUUUGGAAUGAUUCCGCCCAAGAGACAUUGGAUGAAAAUAUCAAGGAGCACGGCGGAGGCUUGACGUUGGAGAGGGUUCAAAGCCUCGCGGAGGGAAUGGAAACGGACGGCGAGACGUAUGAAGAGACCAUACAGCGCCAUUUGACGACACUUGAGGAGGCACUUGAAGCCGUGGAGAAGCGUCUUGCUCGCGAGAGUACGGCGUCCGAUCAGGAUCAGCCGCAAGUCGAGGAUGACACGGAAGCCUUGGAGUCGCUGUGGAAGAGGCUUGAGGCGAUCGAUCUGGUUAUGUGA